AUGUACUUUGCACUUGUCGGGCUGACGCUGCUCAUCUUUAUCACAUGGUGGGCUUACUCGAUCGUCUACAACCUAUACUUUCACCCUUUGGCAAAAGUUCCUGGGCCGAGGCUUGCCGCAGCCAGUCAAUGGUAUGCAAUAUACUACGACAUCGUCUCGCGCGGUGGCGGACAGUACGCUUUCAAGGUCAAGGAAUUUCAUGAGCGAUAUGGACCCAUCAUACGUGUCACACCGGACGAGGUACACAUCUCCGACCCAGAUUUUCUUAGCACAAUCUAUGCCACCCGAGACAGGAAUUCCAUCGUUGGAGGUGGCAUCAUGCAAGAUCAGAGCGUCCACUUGGCCAAUGACUACCACCUUCACAAGAUGCGACGGGAAGCGCUAAAUCCUUUCUUCAGUACGAAAGCUGUGAGCGACAUGGAGCCGAAACUGGCAAAUAAGGCAGCACAGCUGCGCAGUGUCGUGCAAGGUUACAGGGCGUCUCAGCAACCACUGAACGUAUCGGAUAUGUUCUUCGCGUACUCAAACGACAUGCUCCGGAUGUACUGUUUUGGCUCCGACGACAAUCUGCUCUCCGAUCUUGAACAAGCGAAACGGCUACGAGAAGACCAAGCAGCGCUGUUGAAAGGCGUGAACAUCGCAGGACACUUCACCGCCGUCUUUCGAGCACUCAGCAGUGCGGUAGCGAGAGUGCUCGGACCGCAAGCUCUACCUCCUGCAAUGCGCGAGAUCAUGCUUUUCCGCAGCAACGUCCGAAAGCUGAUCGAGUACGUCCUGGCGGAUACCAAGAACGAUGGUAAAAGUGGUCGGCGAUCCGUGUUCUACGAGCUUCGGGACAGUGCUAUUCUGCCGCAACAUGAGAAGACUGUCGAUCGACUGCAGGACGAAGCAACACUUUUUGUGCUGGCCGGCACUGAAUCACCCGCCAAGACGCUGCUCAUCGCUUCGUUCUAUCUGGCUGCACAGCCGUCGUUGAUGCAGAGAUUGCGCGCUGAGUUGCAAGAAGCCAAGCGUCAUGUUAGGGAUGCUGAUCUACCUCUAAGUACGUUGCUUGCCUUGAAGUAUAUGCAAGCUGUGAUUAUGGAGGCGAACAGACUUUCACUGGGUGUUUCCUACCGCAUGAAGCGCACGGUGCCACACGAGAGCGUGACAUACACUGCGUCCUCUGGCCCACACAAGGGCGAAGACUAUGUCAUUCCGCCCAACACUGAGAUGAGCACUCUCACGUGGUGUACGCACACGAACGAAGAGCUUUUCCCGGACCCGCUCCGCUUCGACCCUGAGCGAUGGCUUGGUGAUGACGAGAUAGUCAACAAAAGGAAGCGGUGCAUGCAUUCUUUCGGCAAGGGGCAUCGGCGGUGCUUGGGGUUGAAUCUGGCCAAUGCGGAGAUGAGUCUGGCGAUGGCGGUCAUAGCCCAGUAUGACCUGGAAUUGUUCGAGUCGAAUGAGAGCGAAGUCAGCUUCAAGUACGACUUCCAAGUGCCGCAUCCGCCGCAUGGUUCGAAGGGGGUGCGGGUCGUAGUGAAAGGCGAGAAGGAUCUGUGA
This is a messenger RNA of Recurvomyces mirabilis, 1545 nucleotides long. RefSeq lists its product as uncharacterized. Gene Ontology annotation, molecular function: oxidoreductase activity, acting on paired donors, with incorporation or reduction of molecular oxygen; iron ion binding; monooxygenase activity. The record is from RefSeq and is a predicted model, not a curated record. The transcript has a single exon. Bases 1 to 1545 code for a protein of 514 amino acids. NCBI's taxonomy places the organism in Eukaryota, Fungi, Ascomycota, Dothideomycetes, Mycosphaerellales, Teratosphaeriaceae.